CUAUCUUAUAAAUCGCAUGCCUUCGUCUGCUCUUGAUAACAAAGUCCCUCACUCGAUCCUCUUUCCCGGUACCCCUCUUCACUCACUUCCUCCUCGGGUCUUCGGAUCUACAUGUUUUGUCCACAAUCUCACUCCUGGUCUUGACAAACUUUCAGCUCGAUCAUUAAAAUGUGUCUUUCUUGGUUAUCAUCGGUCCCAAAAAGGUUAUCGUUGUUAUUCUCCUACUCUUCGACGAUAUCUCAUAUCGGUUGAUGUCACAUUUUUUGAGUCUGUUACAUACUAUGAGUCGCUUCCUGAUCCUUUGUCUGCAACUAUUCCUCUGGACCUACCAAAGUCUAUUUCACCUUCUCUUUUACCAUUAGAGCCUAUUACGUAUGCCCCACCUGAGACACCUCCUGUGGCCCAUCCCACUGUCCCACUUGAGACUCCUCUUGUUGAUCCUCCAACUGUACAACCUCUUCAGACAUAUCGUCGUCGUCAACCACCAUCGGUUGUACAUGUCUCUACACCUGUUCAUACCGAGGUCAUUCCAGACGCUCCUUCACCGCCACCUCCUUCUUUAUCAGAUCCGACCCUUGAUAUUUUUAUUGCUAUUCGUAAAGGUAUACGUCCUACUCGUAACCCAUCCCCUCAUUACAUUGGCUUGAGUUACCAUCGUCUUUCUCCUUUGCAUUAUACUUGUUUGUCUUCCCUGUCUUCUGUUUCUAUUCCUAAAUCUCCAGGUGAAGCUUUAUCUCACCCAGAGUGGAGAUAAGCAAUGAUUGACGAGAUGUGUGCACUUCAGAGUAGUGGUACAUGAGA
Molecule: messenger RNA, 801 nt
Organism: Cicer arietinum (chickpea)
Lineage: Eukaryota; Viridiplantae; Streptophyta; Magnoliopsida; Fabales; Fabaceae
Source: RefSeq, a predicted model, not a curated record